GGUACCACUUCAACAAAACCGAUGCCAGAUGCAAACAGCUCAAGAAAUAAUGGAACUGGAAACAGCAAACAUACCAGGGAAGCAAAGGAUGUGUAUUCCUUCUGCUGUCAUUUAUACUUUUGUAGUCAAGAUUUCAGUUGUACCACAAUUGAGACAACUCCAUGGAAACAAUGUCCAGUGUGCAUGCUGCUUCAGAAGCACAGGAAUACCUUUGCUGAACUCUGAAUGAUUGGUAACCAUACCUCCUAAAGGGCCAUGUUGCUAGGCAACAGCUUGUUUCCUUGGUCACAAUGAAUCCAUGGAAGACCCCCAAAAGAGGCUGCAGAUUCUUGGAGGACAGCUCUUCAUAUCCCCUCCUGGGAACAUGAUGAAAAAUGUCUUCAGAAAAAUAGCUUUAUGAAGGCAAGAGGAUAUUUUUGCACCUGCAAGACAUGUCGGAAAGAUCCUCAGGUUGGAAUGAGAGUAAGAGUAGUCUGGAGAUUUGCCCAUCUGCUUCAUCGUGCGACUCUACUCCCAGUGAAGCUCAUCAGUGGUCGGCUCUGUCAAGCAGAAUAUUCCAUCCACGUUCAGACUCUGGAGUAUCAUCCUUGCUCCCAUCAGAUUCUUGUAAGUAUCUCACUUGGCACAAAAUCAAGCAACAUGACAUUCAAGGAAGUCAACUGCGUUGCCCAAGAGUACGAGAAGGACCUGCUGAAGACGACGUCUCCUUCACACGGAUGGGCUGUGCCUUGACACCAGUAAAAAGAGUCCUUGGAAAAAACAAAUGGGAGAAGUGGCUCCAAGAAAACUGGGAGGACUGCACGAACUUGAACAUUUCAUUUCAGGAUUUGGGGGAUGCUUACCAAGUUGAAAAUUUUAACAGGAUUCUUAGAAGACUUAUUAGAGUUGAAACCCUAUGGUUAGUGGAUAAUUCACUGGUGGAUUUAAGUGCCAUACGAUUGCCAAGCUGCAGAAUUUUAAAUAUGAACAAAAACCAUCUCACAUCUUUCAAACAAUUGCCAAAGAUACCUCAGAUACAACAUUUAUCCUUGGCUGAAAACCACAUUGAGACCCUGACUGGACUCUCGAGUUUACAGUGCACUCCAUUAGAAUCCCUUACUCUCAAGAGGAACCCUUGUGAGUUUCACCAAAAUUACAGGAAACGUGUGUUCUCCUGUUUGCCAAACUUAAAAAUACUGGAUGGGAUCCUGAAGCUACCAGAAGAUUACUCUCCACCAGAAACCAGUAUUUUUUCAAAAAUGUGUAUUGUAUCCUAAUGUGAUCCGUAUAGAAAGAAAGCAAUCACUAUUGCUGCUUA
Messenger RNA from Oryctolagus cuniculus (rabbit), 1297 nucleotides. RefSeq names its product acidic leucine-rich nuclear phosphoprotein 32-related protein. The record is from RefSeq and is a predicted model, not a curated record. NCBI's taxonomy places the organism in Eukaryota, Metazoa, Chordata, Mammalia, Lagomorpha, Leporidae. Gene Ontology annotation, molecular function: protein binding.